Molecule: messenger RNA, 1457 nt
Organism: Cryptococcus deneoformans JEC21
Lineage: Eukaryota; Fungi; Basidiomycota; Tremellomycetes; Tremellales; Cryptococcaceae
Product: expressed protein
Exons: 6
Coding region: 24-1355 (443 amino acids)
Source: RefSeq, a predicted model, not a curated record
UUCAUCACAUUACACAGGUCAGAAUGUACUGGUACAUUUCUUUUCUGAGGCCUCCGCCUGUAUCUACUUCCAAUACGGACCAGAGGAUCACCAUUACUCCACAGGUCGCUAACGAUCUGCGUACCGAAUUGCGUUAUGAGCCCACCACGAUAUACUAUACUUGGCAGCGAGUUAUUCCAAGUAUUUCUAUCGCCACGACUCUCCAAGAAUUGACGACAUUUAUUCCUCCAGGGAGCACGUACAAACCUCUAGAUGUCCCUUUACCGAAGAAUGUGCAAGUGGGAGAGUCAUGGCGUCUCGGUCUUUUUUCCCAUAAUGAAAAUCCGCAUAGUUCAAAUGGGCUAUUAAGCGGGGAGGAACGGAAAUGGAAGUUGGAACCUACAAAUGAACUGCUAGACCUGAUCGACGACACUCCAGAUGUUUUGGGCGUCUGGUCAGAAGGCAUUGAAAUAGCCCGUGCUGUAUCUGGCCUCAAUUCCGGUACGAUCCGCGGACUUGGUAGACAAAAGGAGCCUUCAAUAGAUAAGGGAAAAUCAAAGGGAAAAAGCAAAGGGAAAGAAAAGGAGAAGGAGAGAGAUGAUCGACCAAAGCAAGGAAGAAUAAUGAGAGAAUGGGCGUUACCUGAAGAGGGAACUUUGAGAAUCAUUGAACAGACCUCUUUCGACCUUGACAAGAAAGUAUGGGACUCUGGCCUGGCUCUGUCAGCCUGGUUUUGGAAGCAUCUUGCCAACGAAGGAUCACUACCUCUAACAGGCCAGAAGAUCUUCACUCUCUUGAAGAGGCAAGAAAAACUCAGAAUUGUUGAACUCGGCACCGGUACCGGCCUCGUGUCUAUAGUUCUCUCCCUUGCACUCAAGCGCAUCGCCUCUUUGGAAAGAAAGAUAACAGCAACUGAUCUCGAAUCUGCCAUACCUCUCAUGGACGAAAACAUUGCUCUCAACAAUCUAAACUCCCAGAUGAACCAUAUCUCUACUGACCACGAGAAUGAACAAGGAGAGCAGUCCAAGGGUACCUUGGUCGACGCGAGGGUACUAGACUGGGAUCAGCCUAUACCUGCUUGGGUGAAUAAUGACCAUCCAGAGCUUGUAAUAGCCGCAGAUGUUACCUACAAUACUAGCGCGUUUCCCUCUCUACUCUCUACUCUCACUUCCCUUCUCCUCCCUUCGGCUUCUUCUGCCAGUUUACCAAAUAGACCAUUAUUGGUAUUGGCGUACAAGGAGCGCGAUCCGGCUGAACGCGAGUUAUGGGGCAUGCUGAAGGAAAAGGGCAUAGAUAUGGUGAUGGUGGAUGAAAUUAAAGGUGCCGAGGAUUAUGGAUCAACCGAGAUUUGGAUUGGGGGAAGCAGCCUUUCUUGAAUGAAGUAAUAGGUGCUGCACAAAAUCGCAUGAUAAGCGUCGCAUGGAAAUCAGGAUGAGACGACUGGCACAAUUUAGCAUCUAUGCAUACUUUUUACAACC